Molecule: messenger RNA, 1008 nt
Organism: Kockovaella imperatae
Lineage: Eukaryota; Fungi; Basidiomycota; Tremellomycetes; Tremellales; Cuniculitremaceae
Exons: 6
Coding region: 1-1008 (335 amino acids)
Source: RefSeq, a predicted model, not a curated record
AUGUCAGCUCCACCUCUUACAUUCUACGUCGAACAGUUCACCAGUGUCCCCGUCCCACCAACAGGUGCUCUGCUGGAGGGGAAGAAUGUCAUCAUCACAGGCGCCAACACGGGUCUCGGAUUCGAGACUGCAUUGGCAUUUGCCAAGAUGUCGCCUCGCAAGCUCAUCAUGACAGCGAGAAACAUGAAGGCGGGAGCCGAGGCGCUCGACAUGGUCCUCAAGGGAGCUCCCGGCGCCAAAGUUGACGUGUGGGAAUUGGAUUUGGCCAGCUAUGCAAGCAUCAAGUCGUUCGCGGCCAGAGUAGAGAAGGAAUUGGGAACGGUCGACUUGCUUAUGAAUAAUGCUGGGGUGAAUCUUGGCGCGGUGAAAGAGGCUCAAAUGACAGAAGAUGGCCACGAGUUAGGGCUUCAAACGAAUACUUUCGCUCCGAUCCUCAUCACACUUUCCCUUCUUGAUUGUCUCCGCAAGUCGACAUCCCCCAGAGUCGUUUUCACCACGUCCGAGGUGCACGCCUGGACGGAUGGCAAGGGGAUUGCAAAGACUGCUAAGGAGGGUAACGUGAUCAAAGGUCUGGACGCUAUUAGUCCGGUAGCCGGGUUCCCGCGCUACAUGGAGACAAAGCUCCUCCUUCAAAUGUCGGUACGAAAUUUGAUUCAGGCGCUACCAGACAUCACCAUCAUCGCGGUCAAUCCUGGGCUCUGCAAGACUAGCUUUGGCAGGCAUUUCGGUCGAUCGUGGACCAGUCCAUCUCACUGGGGCACUAUGCUUUGGAUGACAGUGAUUGCGAGGACUGGCGAAGCCGGCGCCAGAAAUCUGAUCCACGCCGCCGUGGGUGAUUUUGAAUCUGUCGAGUACUUCACAUGUGCCGAACCCGCAGCGUCCCCUUCGACAUUUAUGCCCAAGGCCACUGGACUGGCAGUCAUCAAGCAGUACUGGGGAGAGCUUCUGGAGGAGAUGGAAAAGGCUAGACCUGGAUGUACAAAGAGUCUCCAGUCAUUGUAUCCAUAG